AUGACGGGUGGUACACAAGCAUUCUGGAGUUGCAGCGUGAUCGUUUCCUGGCCCAAUGGCCUGGAUAUUUGCGAAAUUAUGCUGAACGUUUUUGGAUUCCUCGCUAACCUCUUAGUCACCGUUCUACUCUUCCUGCUUUGUGCAAAGAAGUCCGUAGAUCUGGCUCUUUUGCGGGUUCUUUCCCUCAGCUGUCUAGUUUCCACAUUCAUGUGCUUUUUUUACGACGUCGUUACCCCAGGCUCAAACACUGGCAACAUGUACUUUGAUGGUCUGGUUUGCAUCUUCUUUAGAAGCCGUUUUCUCUACUGGUAUAGCAGGGUCCACGUUUACCAUAGCCUCUUCUUCUUUGCCUACAACAGGGCCUUCGGGAUUCUAAAGCUUAGGCAUUAUCCACACACCACAGAGAAACACCGUCUCUAUUUCUACAUGUUCUUGGUGUUCACUGCUAGUUUCCUGAGUGCUGCGCCUCAGAUGCUUCAAGCGCGUCCGCAUGUGAAAAACUGUGCCUGUGCGACGCCAACCACGAACUUUGCCCUCCUCUCAGCUAUUUAUGCUCACGCAUUUCUGUGGGUGGCGAUCCUCGGUUUCAUCUAUCCAGCUAUCUUCCUUUGCAUCUGCACUGUUCUACUGGUACGCCUACGGGGAACGGAGAGGGGCGUCCUAGUGGAUGACCUGGAAGAACUCGCAUUUCCAGAGCCAAGACCAUCCUCCUCAUACUCCUCCAGCCAAGCAGACGCGAUAUGUACUUCAUCCUCAACCUCCUCCGAGUCCAGCAACGGUAGGCAGCGUGGCACAACUGUUCCCGGGGGAUCUGAUGAAGUCUCUGCACAUCAUGUCUGGUCAGCCUCGUUCUGCAUCAUACCGCUGAGCGCUGCAUACAUCGCAACCUUCACCUAUGAUUCCACCUACCAGCUGCUGAGUGCGAUGGGGUACCUGACUUAUGUGAUGAAUAGUCCAACCCAACAAUUCAGUGAAGUCCUGCUGACUCUCUUCACCGCGCUGGUGCCACUCAUUCUCUUUUACCACAUCCCCGCGAUGCGAUCACUCAUCUUCGUCGCAAUUGCGUCAGUGCAAAAGAAGUUCGGCAAGAUCGAAGUGAGAGAUUUGGGAGAAACAGCUUAG
This is a messenger RNA of Dibothriocephalus latus, 1122 nucleotides long. Lineage: Eukaryota; Metazoa; Platyhelminthes; Cestoda; Diphyllobothriidea; Diphyllobothriidae. The record is from the annotation of a GenBank genome assembly.